GCGUGGGCCGGGGGGAGCGCUGUGCUGUCAAGCUUUGGGGGGCGCGGAGCGGGGCGGGCAGCACCCGGGCCUGCGGCACCCAGUCGCCGUUCCCGGUGCUCGCUCGCCCGCUCCCCCUCGUCUCUGGGUCUGCCUCGUCCGCCGCCGUGCUCCGGGCGGCUGCUGCGCGGGGCCCUCCCCGCUCUCCGUCCGGCUGUCCCUCCCUCUCAUCUCUCCCGGCCGGGGAGGCGCUGCCCCGCACGGCGCCCGGCUGCUCUCGCCGGGGCUUUCAUCUCUCCCGGGUGGUGCUAACGACCCGCGGUAACGGGCACAGAAUAGACGAGUUUACUCGUUCGCUGGCUGUGGGGCGCUGGGCGGGAGCAGCGGCCAGCGUCCCCUUCCGUGGCCCGGGCAGAGCUCCCUGAACUGGACGGCUCCUCGGCUGCCCGAAGCCGCGGAGAGAGGCUGCCCGCCGCCUCCACGCCGAUGCUCUCUGAGUUUCUCUCAGCCGGCGAUCUCUGCGGAGUUCCCGUCGCUCGGUCUGGGGUACUCUCACUUCAGAAGAACCGGGGAGUAACUCCAAGUGUAGCUGUCCCAGGGGAUGGGCGCGUUGCCAAGUUUAGGUUCCUAUCCAGCUCCACACGGUUGGCUUGCAAUCAGCUUUGCUAAUUCUUCUAGAGAGUUAACUUUGCCAUCAGAAAUGGAGUACAGGACUCAGCUACCACAUCCUGAGUGACCGAAUCCUUUAAUACAAAAUGGAGAAGAAGCGUAGAAAGAAAUGAGCCUGUUUAUAAGGCUUUACCUCAAAAGACCAUGAAAUCUCUACUUACUUUGGGCACAGCUUUAAGAAUAUCCACUUCAUCAGCACAGUGAAAGCAACGUUUACUGAAGUAAAAAUGAACUAGUUUAUAAAGAAAAAAAAUUGUGAUUUGAAUAUAUGGAAUUUUUGGAAUGAAACCAUUUUCUUCUAUGACCAUGAAGUUUGCAAACAUCUGGUUUGUUCUGGUUGUUAUUUUACUCUGUGGCAAAAAACACUUCAGUACCAGACUAGGGAAUUCCUCUCAUGAGGCUCACAUAUGUCCCGGAUGUUCCCGCCUUACUUUAAAAGUGGAAUUCACUUCGACAGUCGUGGAGCAUGAGUAUAUUGUGGCUUUUAAUGGAUACUUCACAGCUAAAGCUAGAAGUAAAUUUAUUUCAAGUGCACUAAAAAGUAGUGAUAUUGAGAACUGGAGGAUUGUACCUCGCAACAACCCAGCCAGUGACUAUCCUAGUGAUUUUGAAGUUAUUCAGAUCAAUGAGAAACAGAAAGAUGGAGUACUGACACUGGAAGAUCACCCAAACAUCAAGCGUGUAACACCUCAGCGGAAGGUCUUCCGAUCACUCAAAUAUUUGGAGUCUGAUCCAAUGUUGCACUGCAAUGAAACCAGAUGGACUCAAAAAUGGCAGUCGUCUCGUCCCUUGAGAAGAGCAAGUCUUUCUUUAGGUUCUGGCUUCUGGCAUGCAACAGGUCGACACUCAAGCAGGCGUUUGCUGAGAGCUAUCCCGCGCCAAGUUGCUCAGACCUUGCAGGCAGAUGUCCUCUGGCAGAUGGGUUACACAGGUGCUGGUGUAAGAGUAGCAGUGUUUGACACUGGUCUGAGUGAGAAACAUCCACAUUUCAAAAAUGUAAAGGAGAGAACAAACUGGACUAAUGAGAGAACCUUGGAUGAUGGUUUAGGCCACGGGACUUUUGUAGCAGGUGUGAUAGCCAGCAUGAGAGAAUGCCAGGGAUUUGCUCCAAAUGCAGAACUGCACAUUUUUAGAGUGUUCACCAAUAACCAGGUCUCCUAUACAUCUUGGUUUCUGGAUGCCUUUAAUUAUGCAAUUUUAAAGAAGAUAGAUGUAUUGAAUCUAAGUAUUGGUGGGCCAGACUUCAUGGAUCAUCCGUUUGUUGACAAGGUGUGGGAACUGACAGCUAACAACGUCAUCAUGGUCUCUGCUAUUGGCAAUGACGGCCCUUUGUAUGGGACUCUCAAUAACCCUGCUGACCAGAUGGAUGUAAUUGGAGUAGGUGGCAUUGACUUUGAAGAUAAUAUAGCUCGCUUUUCAUCUAGGGGAAUGACCACUUGGGAGCUGCCUGGAGGUUAUGGUAGAGUGAAGCCUGAUAUUGUUACUUACGGCUCUGGAGUGAGAGGUUCUGGUAUGAAAGGUGGAUGCCGCUCGCUCUCUGGGACAAGCGUAGCAUCUCCUGUGGUGGCAGGUGCUGUUACUUUGUUAGUGAGCACAGUUCAGAAGCGUGAAAUGGUGAAUCCAGCAAGUAUGAAGCAGGCACUUAUUGCAUCAGCACGUAGACUUCCUGGAGUCAACAUGUUUGAACAAGGACAUGGCAAGUUGGAUCUCCUGAGAGCUUAUCAGAUCCUCAACAGCUAUAAACCACAGGCCAGUUUGAGUCCAAGCUAUAUUGACUUGACAGAAUGUCCCUACAUGUGGCCCUAUUGUUCUCAGCCCAUAUAUUAUGGAGGGAUGCCAACCAUUGUUAAUGUUACUAUCCUUAAUGGUAUGGGAGUCACUGGGAGAAUUGUAGACAAGCCAGACUGGCAACCCUAUCUUCCCCAAAAUGGGGAUAAUAUCGAAGUGGCUUUCUCCUAUUCCCCUGUAUUGUGGCCUUGGUCUGGAUACUUAGCAAUUUCCAUCUCUGUAGCAAAGAAAGCAGCAUCUUGGGAAGGCGUUGCUCAAGGUCAUGUUAUGAUCACAGUAUCAUCCCCUGCAGAAAAUGAAUCUAAGAACGGUGCAGAGCAGACUUCAACGGUGAAGCUUCCAAUAAAAGUGAAGAUUAUUCCUACUCCACCUCGUAGUAAGCGAGUCCUCUGGGAUCAAUAUCAUAAUCUCCGUUAUCCACCAGGAUACUUCCCCAGGGAUAAUUUGAGAAUGAAGAAUGACCCGUUAGAUUGGAAUGGUGACCAUAUCCACACAAACUUCAGGGACAUGUACCAGCACCUAAGGAGCAUGGGGUACUUUGUUGAGGUUCUUGGUUCACCAUUUACAUGUUUUGAUGCAAGUCAAUAUGGGACUUUACUGAUGGUAGACAGUGAGGAAGAGUAUUUUCCUGAAGAGAUCACCAAGCUGAGGAGGGAUGUUGAUAAUGGACUUUCACUUAUAGUGUUUAGUGAUUGGUACAACACAUCCGUGAUGAGAAAAGUCAAGUUUUAUGAUGAAAACACAAGGCAGUGGUGGAUGCCCGAUACUGGAGGUGCUAAUAUACCAGCUCUCAAUGAUCUGCUUUCUGUCUGGAAUAUGGCCUUUAGUGAUGGGCUGUAUGAAGGUGAUUUUACCAUGGCAAAUCAUGAGAUGAAUUACGCAUCAGGAUGCAGUAUUGCAAAGUUUCCAGAAGAUGGCAUUGUCAUUGCACAGACUUUCAAGGAUCAAGGUCUUGAAGUUUUAAAACAGGAGACUGCUGUAAUUGAAAAUGUCCCUAUUUUGGGACUUUACCAAGUUCCUUCUGAAGGUGGUGGCAGAAUUGUUUUGUACGGCGACUCUAAUUGCUUGGAUGACAGCCAUCGACAGAAAGAUUGCUUUUGGCUCCUGGAUUCCCUCCUGCAGUACACUUCUUACGGGGUGACGCCACCAAGUCUCAGCCAUUCCGAAAACAGACAGCGACCGCCAUCGGGAGCUGGCUACUCUCUCCCCGAGCGGAUGGAAGUUGCAGGUAACCAUUUGCAUCGAUACUCAAAGGUGCUCGAGGCUCACUUGGGAGACCCUAAACCCCGGUCCCUUCCUGCUUGCCCUCACCUGUCCUGGGCCAAACCACAGCCUUUGAAUGAAACUGCCCCCAGCAAUCUUUGGAAACAUCAAAAGUUACUGUCAAUUGACCUUGAUAAAGUGGCUCUGCCCAGUUUUCGACAGAACCGACCCCAAGUGAGACCACUGUCCCCUGGAGAAAGUGGAGCAUGGGACAUUCCUGGAGGUAUAAUGCCUGGCCGGUACAACCAGGAUGUAGGACAGACUAUUCCGGUCUUUGCUUUUCUUGGUGCCAUGGUGGUUCUGGCAUUCUUUGUGGUGCAGAUCAACAAAGCGAAGAGCAGGCCAAAGAGACGGAAACCACGAGUGAAACGACCGCAGCUUAUGCAACAGGUUCAUCCACCAAAGACGCCUUCUGUGUGAAAGCUCUCGCUUGCCAAAGAUGACCUCCUUUUACUGGUUGCUUUCCUGGGCAAUCGAUUGCUCCCAGUGAAGGUGCCAUGAAUGCGACACUGAUCCUACUAGUAAUUCACACCUGACAUCAUCUCAUAGUCUUUGGUUUCUGGAGAGAAAAAAAAAAAAGGACCUCAGUUGAUCGUCUGUACAUAAAACUGCAGCUUUAAGCAGCCAAAGCCACCAAAGACUUGAAUACUGUUUAAAUGGCUGCUUAGUCACUACAUAUCCCAAGAGGGGGAAAGUGGACCUUUUUUUUAAGCUGACCAAACUAAAAUUUAUUUGUUUAGAGGCUAUUUUCUAUAUUUAUUGUUGGGGAGGGCGGGGGGAAAAGUCACUUUAAGGACCUCUGCUAAGGAAAAACAAGUGCAUUUUUUUGGAUGGAAUGCAAUUUUCUAGAACGGUAUUAUGCUGAAGAUUAUAACGUACACCAUUAAAGGAGAGAGGGGGCAAGAGAGACCAGUACAAAUUGGUGAGACAUACUCCUGCAGUUUAUUUUUAUAAAGCCAACUACCAUGAUGUUUUGUAAUUUUUGGUCAUGAUUUCACCGUUGUUGGUGAAGCAGAUUUUCAAUAAAUAUGUUAUCUAUAUGAAGCU
This is a messenger RNA of Haliaeetus leucocephalus (bald eagle), 4746 nucleotides long. RefSeq names its product membrane-bound transcription factor peptidase, site 1 (gene MBTPS1). Gene Ontology annotation, molecular function: serine-type endopeptidase activity. Bases 931 to 4119 code for a protein of 1062 amino acids. NCBI's taxonomy places the organism in Eukaryota, Metazoa, Chordata, Aves, Accipitriformes, Accipitridae. Gene Ontology annotation, biological process: proteolysis. Gene Ontology annotation, cellular component: Golgi apparatus. The transcript has 23 exons. The record is from RefSeq and is a predicted model, not a curated record.